GCGAAGCGCCGCAGAACCUGCUGUGGGAGGCCCGGGAGGCUCUGUUGAUCAUGCUCCAGGGCCUGAAGCAGCGGAACGUGGAGCCCAAGCCUUCGGCGCUCUGCAGCCUGCUGGACUCCGCGGCCCUGCUGUCGGUGAGGGACACGCAAUGGUUCUACCUGUGCCAGAAGCUUUUGGCUCACCAACCAAUUCUGGCAAAGCGGUCUCUAGGCUCCCCAGAGAGCCUUGGGGAAUCCUUCGAUGAGGCAGACCUUGCCAAAGCCACGCUCGCGCUUGCGCGCCUGUCCUUCCCGCAGCUCAUCGACGCUGGCUCGAUGUUCUCCAGGGCGGCCGCGGUGAGAUCGCCGCAGGCGGCCUCCGCAGUUCUGGAGGCAGCAGCGAUCUUCGCGUUGACGGAGCGCAAGCCGCAGGACCUCUCGGCGGCGAAGCUGUCCCCCUUGGUGCUGGCAGUGGACGGCGGUUUGAGGACCCAGGAUGAGAAAGAGGCGGAGACCCUGCCGCGCCUCUUUCCCUUCUCUGGGAUCCUGGCAGCCCAGGCGGCCGACCCGGAGGUCCUCGCCCGCUGGCGAUCCGCGGUAUCCACGGCCACAGCCAUGGCUGCAGCCUCCCGCGGGGCUUCGCCGCAUUUCCAGGACUUGGUGCUUCAGGAGCUGUCGACUUGGGAGGUGGGAUUGGAGACUGAUGUUGUUGUGGGGCCAAUGACGGUGCCUUUCGCCCUGAGCCUCGUGGAGCUUGCCUCCUUUGUAAGGCGGCAAAGGACGGCAGAUUCCGACUCUGACAUGGAGGAUGGCUCUGCUCCGGAGGCUGAGGCCAAGUCGACCUUGCAAGCCAAGAGGCUGGCUCGUCGGAAGCGGCAGGCAGCUGCCCCCAGGAAGCAGGACACUUUCAUUGCCGAAGACGAGAUUUCGCUGGCGAGCUUGAGCUCAGAAGCAAGGCCUGAGACCCACAUUCUGAUUGACCUGCUGACGGAUGUCGACUUCUACCACGCUUCUCCCUCGCAGGGAGAACGCCGAACCGGGCGGCAGCUCUCUUCCGAGAGGCGGGCGGAGCUUCAGCUCUUGCGACGUUUGGGCUGGCAUGUGGUGUGCGUGCCCGAGCAUAGCUGGCAACUCCAUGGCGACUCGGAGGCUGCCGAGGCCAAUCGGGAGAUGAUCUUCAAAUUGGCCGGAGCCAUCCCCGAGCUCGGGGCCCUGCUGCCGCUGGGCCCAUCUCCGAGGGCCGAAGAGGUGGACGAGGCGAUCAGCCCAUUCUUCGGGCGCUGGAGGUUGAGGCCAAGGUUCUCCACCCACCUGCUGGAUCUUCUGGGGAAGCGCCAUCUGCCAGACGUGGCGAAGCAGGUUCUGGAGUGCAUGUGGAAAUGGAGGCUGGAGAUCAGCUUUUUCGACUGCAGCGCGGUGGUUGCUGCAUACGACAAAGCGGGCAGAUGGGAGAUGGCGUUGGUGACCUUGCACCGGGUGCAACAGUUUGGCCAAAAGAAUGUCGCCUGCUUCAACGCAGCGAUCUCUGCAUGUGACAAGGGGAAGCAAUGGCGACAUGCGGUGUGCCUGCUGACGGAUCUGCAAGAGGCCCCCAAUGCCAUCAGCGUGGGCUCUGCGAUCUCGGCCUGCGGGAAAGCCGUUCGCUGGGAGACCUCCGUCCUUCUGCUGUCAACCCCCGCGACGUCUCUCUUGCUGGACGGGGUCUGCUGGAACGGGGCGAUCAGCGCCUGCGAAAAGGCCAGCCUCGCGCAGGCGGCGGCGCGCCUCCUGCGCGGCAUGGGCCACGCCGGAAUCCGCCCGGAUACCAUCAGCUACAACGCGGUGUGCACCUCCUUCGCCAAUCGGGGGCUUUGGAGGCACUCCCUCCACUGCCUCCAACGGGUGCUGACUUUGCUGAAGCCCAGCAUUGUGAGCUUUAACAGUUGCAUCGCUGCCUGCAGCACUGCUUGGCGUGUAGCAGCGGGCCUCUUUGGCAGCAUAAGGGCCGCGCAGCUGAGCCCCACGCUGGUCAGCCGCUCGAGCCUCGCGGCGGCCGUGGGCUCCCGCUGGCGUCGGUCGCUGGCGGUGGCUGCGGAAGAUGCGGCGGGCCAGGAGCCGGCCACGCGCUCGGCGGCCAUCAGCGCCUGCACCGGGAGGUGGAGGGCGGCUGUGGCGCUCCUCGCGGGCUUCAGAGCCGUCGCGCUGCGACUGGACCUCUUGGCCUUCGGCGCACUGAUGGCCGCGACCAUGGCCUGGGAGCGCCACGUCACUCUGCUGCGCCUCGGACGGAGUCAAGCCCGUGGCUCGGACUCGUCCCAAGCUGGCAGUGCACUGUCAGCAAGUCCCAGCCCCAGCAAGCCCGCGCGUGCACGCGCCCGCGCCCGCGUGCGCGCGCGCGCGGCGUGCGCGCGGCACGUGCGGCACCGGUCUAGUCGGCUCACGGCUCGAGCCGGCGGAGCGUGA
Messenger RNA from Effrenium voratum, 2420 nucleotides. Lineage: Eukaryota; Dinophyceae; Suessiales; Symbiodiniaceae. The record is from the annotation of a GenBank genome assembly.